Molecule: messenger RNA, 9098 nt
Organism: Hemicordylus capensis (graceful crag lizard)
Lineage: Eukaryota; Metazoa; Chordata; Lepidosauria; Squamata; Cordylidae
Gene: SCAI
Product: suppressor of cancer cell invasion
Exons: 19
Coding region: 289-2010 (573 amino acids)
Biological process (GO): DNA-templated transcription
Cellular component (GO): nucleus
Molecular function (GO): transcription corepressor activity
Source: RefSeq, a predicted model, not a curated record
CGGCUUCGCUCGGGAGCGCGGAUGGUGAGAGGGGCUGCCCGGCAGCGCCUGCCCCGCACCGGCCCGGCCUCCAGAAGCACAGGCCUGGCGGAGAAGCCCCCCCGCAGACGGCGAAGCAGUGAGGGUGAGCCUCUAACUAGCUGUCGCAACAGUCACUGUUGCCGAGAUGAGCCUCUCUGGCCUAAUGCAGGUCUUGGAUGAAUCUUUUUGCAGCGGACGAGGAGAAGGAGAGUUUCCUUAGGCCGUUGUGGCUACGUUGCCCGGACUGAGUUUGCCCUGAAAGAAGCCAUGUCGACAGGUGGCAUGGAGGAUGACAUCCCCCAAGGAGAGAGGAAAACCGUCACGGACUUCUGUUACCUGCUCGAUAAAUCCAAGCAGCUGUUCAACGGCUUAAGAGACUUGCCCCAGUACGGGCAGAAGCAGUGGCAGUCGUACUUCGGGCGCACCUUCGACGUGUACACCAAGCUCUGGAAGUUCCAGCAGCAGCACCGGCAAGUCCUGGACAAUCGGUACGGCCUCAAGCGCUGGCAGAUUGGCGAGAUUGCCUCCAAGAUCGGCCAGCUCUACUACCACUACUACCUGCGCACGUCCGAAACCAGCUACCUGAAUGAAGCCUUCUCCUUCUACUCCGCGAUCCGGCAGCGGUCAUACUACUCCCAAGUCAACAAAGAAGACAGGUCAGGCCAUGCCUCCGUCUUGCCUGAACUGGUGGUGAAGAAGCUGCGUUAUUAUGCCCGGUUCAUCGUGGUCUGCCUCUUGCUCAACAAAAUGGAUGUCGUCAAGGACCUUGUGAAGGAGUUGUCGGAUGAGAUUGAGGAUUAUACCCACCGCUUCAACACGGAGGACCAGGUAGAGUGGAACCUGGUUCUCCAAGAGGUGGCGGCGUUUGUCGAGGCAGACCCUGUGAUGGUCUUGAAUGACGACAACACCCUCGUGAUCCUCUCCAACCGCCUCUCCGAAACAGGAGCCCCUCUUCUGGAGCAGGGGAUGAUCGUGGGGCAGUUGACGCUGGCGGAUGCGCUCAUCAUUGGGAACUGCAACAAUCAGGUGAAGUUCAGUGAGCUGACAGUCGACAUGUUCCGGAUGCUGCAGGCGCUGGAGCGGGAGCCGAUGAACCUGGCUUCGCAGAUGAACAAGCCUGGCUUGCAGGAGAGCACCGAAAAGCCCACGCGACGGGAAAACCCGCACAAGUACUUGCUGUACAAGCCGACCUUCAGCCAGCUGUACACCUUCCUGGCUGCGUCGUUCAAGGAGCUCCCUGCAAACAGCGUCCUGCUGAUCUACCUGUCGGCCACCGGCGUGUUCCCCUCAGGUCGUUCGGAUAGUGAAGGUCCCUACGAUUUUGGGGGUGUCCUGACCAACAGCAACCGGGACGUUAUCAACGGGGACGGCAUCCACAAGCGGAACCAGUCGUACAAGGAGAUGCACUGUUUGCAUCCGGGGGAUCUCUACCCUUUCACAAGGAAGCCCCUCUUCAUCAUCGUGGAUUCUUCAAACAGCGUCGCCUACAAGAACUUCACAAACUUAUUUGGACAGCCACUGGUGUGCCUACUUUCACCAACAGCCUAUCCAAAAGCGUUGCAAGAUCAGUCCCAACGAGGUAGCCUCUUCACCUUCUUUCUGAACAACCCUUUAAUGGCAUUCCUAUUUGUCUCUGGAUUAUCAAGCAUGCGCAAAGGAUUGUGGGACAAGUGUCACGAUUACCUUCGGAAAAUCAACCGGGACAUUGCGCAGUUGCUGACCCAUUCUCGUUCCAUAGAUCAGGCCUUCCUCCAGUUUUUUGGAGACGAGUUCCUUCGCUUACUUCUGACAAGAUUCAUCUUCUGCUCAGCCACCAUGAGGAUGCACAAAAUAUUCCGGCAGGAAACUAGAAAUUAUCCCGAAUCCUAUCCCCAGCUGCCAAGGGAUGAAACGGUGGAGAAUCCGCACCUCCAAAAGCACAUUUUGGAGUUGGCUUCCAUGCUGGAUGUCCGAAACGUGUUCCUGGAAACCACUCUUGAUGAUUACUGAAACGGAAACCCGCAUUCUGGCUUUGUUACUGCGGAGGGGUUUCCCCAGCCACAGAUUUUUGAAAUGGUGCAGUUUUUUUAAUGUGAAGAUCCACAAAAGGAAUUUACUUGAUUUUUAUUUUUGAACUUAUGAUUAUUUUUUUAAAAAAUUAAAUGGCUGUGGGCACGGCUGAUCCAUCCUCUCUGGGGGUCAAUUUUGUAAAUGGAAAUUGUAAAUCCUUUCCGCCUCUUUUAAAAUUUUAGACUAAAGGAAUCCCUUGGGUUUUAAAUUUUGGUUGGGUGGUUCAAGCCAGCCACGUAUCGCAAAUGAUUCCAAGUCCUUCAAAUGCGAUUGGUCACAUUUAGCCCGUGUGUGUGGAAAUUCUUUAUUUUUGUACAAUUUUUAAAAAUUUGGAGGCAAAGAAAAAAAGAAAAAAAAUUGAAGAAGACAGUCUUCUUUCCCCAAAGAUUCUGGAUUUGAAAUGCAAGUGGUGGGACCACAGCAUGCAAAACAGCAAAAGCAAUAAUAAUUUUAAAAAAGGCUUUCAAGACAGUACUCUACGAGGGGAGCAUCAUAUUUGAAGGGAUGUCAGAGUGAUCCCAGAAAAUGUUAUGCUUCUCAUAAAUUCCUUAUUUCAGAUUUAAAGCUGAGUUGCAUGUUGGCUAAGGACACCGGACUCUCCCCCAUUUGAGCCUGAAAGGUCGGGCUCAUGGCAUUAUCCCCACAUCAAGAAAUCAGGCCCAGCUCUUCCUCAGACCACCCUCUGUGCCUCUUGCAGAGUCGUGUGCCUCCUGGCCCAGGAGGAUGCUGAGAUCCAGUCAGUUUUUGGCUUCUGAACGUCUCAACGGAGAGCUGCUUUUCUGCACCGUUCAAACCGAGUACCGUGUCCCCGCUUCGGGCAGAGCGACGCCUAAGAAUGGAAUGGAUCCUCCUUUACCCUGCACACAGCGAGGAGCUGUUUUGAACCUCCACUGCCACAUGGACACUGACAGAACAGAUGGCCUGGAGCUCCUCUUAGUCUGGGAGAGCUCACUUUUCCCUUGUUCCCCGCUUGAAGACCUGCGUUCUAGCCAUAGCGUGGUGCAAAAGAUCACCGGCUUGGCUCAGUGGCUGAGCUUUUUGAAAGAGAACCUUUUCACAAUUGUGGGGAAAGUCGCGUUGCUUCCCUGUGGGGGCACACAAUCGUGGAGUCUCGUGGUGUCUCUUCAGGUGACCCCAGGGUGGCACAACUCUGCUGGACUAUGGCUCCCGUAAUCCCUCACUAUUGGCCACCGUGGCUGGGGAUGAUGGGAGUUGAAGUCCAAAAACAGCUGGAAGGCCACAGUUGAGCAGUGCUGGGCUACAGGAAUUGCAUGCCUAUUGUAGGGAGUUGGUUUAUUUUUUGCUGGGGGAUCAGCCAAAGUGAGUGGGUAGCAGCAGACUGCUCUUCCUUCAGUGCCGUUGGCCUUUGUUUUGGCAUAUGUUAGAAACAGGAGUAGGGAUGUGCGCGAAUAGGUUUGUGCAUUCCUGGGAGGCAGGUGGGUUACUUUUUUAAGGAGCAGGGAGGGUGCCCACCACCACCCCCACUUCCGCCCCCACUGGCACUGUCUCCAGAAAUGCUGGCAUGGGGAUGCUGCAUACCUCCUUGCAGCCCUGGUCAGUGUCGUGCCGGAAGUGGCUGGUGCACGUGUACACGUCUCGCACGCACACGGGCCACUUCCAGUACGACGCUGACCGGGGCUGCAAGGAGGUAUGCAGCAACCUGUGCCUGUGGGGGGAUGGCGGGGAUGGGCACCCUCCCUGCUCCGUCAAGGUAACCCCCCCCUCACCUCCGAUCCGAAUGCCGGACCUCCGAACCGAUUCGGCAGUCUGUAAAAGAACCGCUGAGCCGGUUCGUGCACAUCCCUACAGGGGAGAAAGGAGAGGGCGUAGAGAUGCCGCGGAGGAAGGAAAGGGCACUCCUUUGGCUCCCUGCUUUUUCAGAUGGGCUGUGGCUCGUCCAGCUGCCAGUGAUGGGAGCCUUAGUCCAGUAACAGCGGGAGGGCCAAGGUUGGGUAGCCCUGCUGUAGACUUUCAUGAUCUUGUCCAGACGGCCUUGGAUCCGCUGCUGUGUGACUCCUGUUGGGGAGUUCAUUGCAUCGUGUCGGAAGUGGAGUCCUGCUAUCCGCAGGCUUAACCGAGAGAGUGUGCACGCCAUUUGAGCGCGCUCUUAAUCCUCGUGAGGCUGCUCUGUGGCCUGCAGUAUUUUGAGAAUUUUUUUGGCUAGAAAAUAUGUUGCCUUUUCAACUGGGUUGAAUGAAGGCCGAGGCAGGAGCAACCAAACAAGACCUUAUUUUCUUUUUCCUCCCCGUCUUGGGAUGUUCUACCAAAGUCAAUAGUGCUGGGUUGCUGCCUGUUCCAGCCGGCUGUCAUGCCAAAUGGUGUAGACGGCCGAACCACUGCCCAGGGGAAGGGCCCAAUGGCUAGCUAGUCGGGAGCAGCGUUGCUGGGGAAGGCAGCACUUGAGAGCCGGGAGCAAAGAGGUGCCUUUGGUCGGGCAUAAAGUGCAAUGAGUACUAAGCCGUGGGCACAGAGGUUGCCAAAAAUUUCCUUCCCCUAGUAAGCCUGGCUUGAAAGCGCCUUCACUUUUCGCCGGGCAGUUGAAUCGCAGAGUCGCUUCCAUUGGGUUAGGUUUGGUAGCUCAACUGGUACAUUUUCUUCUGUGGUGCUUUGAUCUUUUGGUCCCCUUUACUUUUCCUCUCUCCUCUCCCCCCCCCCCCCCGUUUUAAAUGACAGCCAAGGCGAAAGGUGUGCGUUCUGUGUACAAUAUGCACUCUGCCUGCUGGGGGUAGGGGAGGGAAAGGGGGAGCAGCCUGUAAAUGUGUGUAUAUAUGUAGAUAUUUAUAUAUAGGAUAAUCGGAGGACUCUACAAAUAUGAAGAGAUGUACACAGGUGCUGAGCAGAGGGCCCUCUAGGCAGGGCAGCAUCCCUUUGGAUGCUGCCAUUCACGCUGCCCUCACACGAGUCCUUAAUUCAGAGGUGGCGUGUUUGCGGUGUGAAGAUUUAUCGGGCGUUGCCGUAUCGUAACUAUAGACUCAUAUGGCUUUCCAGCUUGAGACGCAUCUUUCAUGCACGCCGAACGAAUCCUGGCCUCUUGAUGCUCGCCAAGCCGAUUCGAGGCCUGUGAUGUGGAAACCCUUUUGUCUCUUUGUAACAUUUGGGUAUCGGUGCAGCUUCUCCCCUCUCCCCCGCAACCCUGAUGUGUUUCAGAGCAGGCUUGAAGUGGCACACCGUUCCUGGGGGAAAGCUGCCCGAGAAUGCAAAAUGGCCACACUCCAUUCUCCAAGCAGAGGUUGCCAUCUGUCUAAAGGAUUCUUUUUUCUUGGUUUCCCAAGUGAAAUAGGGAAGGUUCCAGAGUCAGCUCUGACCACUGUGCACUAUUUUUGCCGCCUCAUGUUGGAACUGCAUGCGUGCAUGCGUGUGGAAGAAGGGGAGGCUUCUUGUUAACAUGUCCAUUUUGUUUUAUAUUCGUUAAACUCUUCGCCUUGACGAUCAGUCCGGCUUGGAAGAGAACCGAGUACACAGAUCAACACAACAGAUAUGCAAACUGCAAAUCGUUGCAGACUUACAUAAAAAGCAAAUAAAACCCAAUAUUGUUAGGUUUUCUUAAAAAACAUUGUUCCAUGUGAAUAUUUGCCUAACGUUGUCUUGAUCUCUCUGCUGCUGAUGCAAAUGAGGCUGCAUUUAUUUUAAAAACUGGACGUCUGCUCGCGAAUACUUACCUUCCUGCUGGCUUCCCCAAGCGUCACAGUGAAGUGAGGGUGGAUGGAAAUGUUUCUUUUGAGCCUCAUUUAUGAGCGAGACAAUCAGAUAGUGAGGGAUAGCCUUCACUAUACCAGCUUCACAGAUGCAAUGCCUUGGGUUAUAGGGAACAUUUCUAACAGCCAUGGCAAAGGGGCUUUGUUGAAAUCCAAGGUGAAUAAUUUUUCUCCUUUUCAACAGUCCAUUCCGCCCAAGGAGCUAAGUUUUGCACCCGUGUUCAAAUUGUAUCAUGCAUUACCUUGGGAUGGAUCUCUAUCUCGUAGCAGGGACAACUCUAGCUAGAUAAAAACAUCCCUUAAGCUAUUUUUUAAAUUGUGCUUUGGGAGCUGCUGGAUUACAAAUCAUUUUUUUAAAAGCUGGAGAGAAAACCAAGACUCUUUUCAAAUGAACUGUUUUCUUGUAUCCAGGUAUCCCCCUUUUGGUAUUCUCUUCUCCUUUGUUCAGAUAUGUAUUUGGUUUAAGCUGAUUGCAGAAUCCUUCCUUGUGGAUGUUGCUGAGGCAAGGUUGGUGAAAUGGCUGACGGCCUUUUCUUUCAGACUUCUGCCCGUAGCUCUGGUCCCUUUCUGGUCUCUGCUGGCUUGUGAUGCCAGCUGCAGCCGACUGAAAAUCCAGAAAGAAAGCAAAAGACCACCAAAGGAUUCCCAUCUUUGGGGUUGCAGGAUAUUUUCAGAUUGCAGCAACAGCUAGCUCUAAUCAAAUGUCAACUACCAUUAAUCCAGGCUGUUGAAACGAAGUUUGGUGUAACGAGGCUAGCGUAGACAUUCCUUUCCCGUCUCCUCUUGUAUCUUGACACUCCGGACCUUGCAUUGCAGACCUCGACAUCUCCCAGAUUCUCAUGGAGAAUCCUCUCGGAUUGAAUGCUUUGAAAGUGACUGACUUCCCUUCGCCUUUCUGCCCCGCGAAGCUGACUGCCAUGGUAUGCGAUCUUGAGACCCCUUGUCAUAUCCUUGGCUGGACGUUUUUUGCCAAGAAGCCACUGGAAUGGCUUUUGGUUUAAGUGAGUCUUUUGUACUUGCAAGGGUGAUUGCACGAACCCUCGAGUUCCAGAAAUCCAGUUUGCUCUGGAUUCUGAUUUGGACUUGCCAAGAUCCUAACUGCAAGCACACUUACUUUGAAGUCAGUUACAAUGCAACAAUUAGACAUAUAUUACAUAUAUGUGAGGAAAUAUGAGAUAUACAUGAAGUUGGAGGGUGAGGAGCUCUCUGCAUCUCGGGCGGGCUCUUUUUUGGCACUUUGCUAAGAGCCAGGGCACGGAUUCAGCUUCCUCAGAUAUCGGAAAGUCUGUCUAUGCCUUAGCCAUAAAGCACAAAACCCAACUUCCUCCCAUUGCCCUGUUGGGGUGGCCAAAUGAAGAUAUGGAAGGAUAAAGAGAGUAAUUUAUUUAUUAUUAGAGCAUUCUGUCAGAACUGAGCACCUUUUCCCUUUCUCUGGGAACUUCAGGACUCUCAACAGAUUGAUUUAGAUUUUAGGAGGAGGCAGUCUUUCUAGGGAAUGCAUUGGCAGCAUUUUUUUAAAAAUAAAAAUGACAGGAGCUGCUUACUAUUUCGGCAUUGCUUUUCUUGGAGAGCUGGGACUGACGGGGCUGGGUGCAAGAUUGCUGAACAUACGAGGAUGCAAUUAAAGCAGCCACAUGUUACAUAUUAGAUUGUAGCUCGGUCUUUAUUGGGGGCUUUGAAUUGCCACGAGGGCCUGGUGAUUAUUGAUUCUAUUGUGGAUCUUGAAGCCUGUGCUUUAGUGCCAUUUUGCAUGUUGAUGCAUAUAUUUUGUUUGCUAAUGUGGGCUUUGGUAACCCUCUAGCUCUGCAGAUGCUUGGUUUGGCUGUCUAAAAACUGUAGUGUAUUCUCAGCUAUGGUGUUUCUCUAGUGCUUCAUAUGGGCAUGUUGUGGAUGAACGCAGCGGAAAUGGACACUAAUCCAGUCGCUCCAAAUAACGUGGAGCCCUUCGCACAAUUUAACCAAGUUGUUCACAUCAGCAAGUGUUUUGAAAAAUCUGACGCCCACAGCUUUUAAGUCAGGAAGGGCUACAAAUGCACAGAAAUCAAGUUUUCAGACUCAAACGCUGUCUGGGAAGGGGAAAUCAGCGAAUUUCCUCGCUGAAAUUCGAGGAACUCCAAAGGAGCAGAAGUCAGCCAUAUGGGCACAACAUUAUCUGCAUCUUCCCCACAAUGGAGACAAAUGUACCUGAUUUUUAAUAAGCUUGUAUUAGGAAGUUUCAUGCCUGUUUCUUUCUUUUUUUAAAAAAACCCCACACAUUUUUUUUCCUCUUUGGAAAUUGUAAUAAAUAACUUGCCUUCUUCGUGGUAAAAAUCAAACAACUUUAAUAAUCUGUGACAAAAGCUUCUCUGUAAUUGAAAUGUUGUUGAACUGUGAUGCCAGUUGUAGGGAAUAUACAGCUGUAUCUCUUAGGAUCUCUCUCACCCGGAGAUUGAAGCACAAGCAUUUUUUUACAUGUACCUAACCUGUUUGAAGUGCUGCUAGUCCAUAGUGCAUGUGAUGCUGUAGAGUAACGAACCUCUGUACUGAUUCACGAAGCCACUGUUCCCUUUGUUACAUAACCACGUCUUGGUGCCAGUUUCUCUGCGUUAUGACUUGAGAUUUUUACGACAUUCCUGAUCUGACCAGUGUGAUGCAAGGCUUCUCUCUUUGAUGCUGAGAGGAUCGGGGCCCAUUCUUGUUUACAAGGUUGUAAAUGACACAUGUUCUUGCCAAGAGUUAUUGCUUACGCUUCAUAGGCCCCAGUCGAUGUGGCAGCCUGGUGUCCGUCUCCUGUAUUACUGUACAAACUGUGUCUGUCUAAUGCAUCUGAAUUACCGAAGCCAUAUGGUCCACCUUGAGUGUGUUUCCAUUCCAUCCCGUCGGCUAUUUCUCCCCGUCUGUUGGCUGAUCCUGAUAAUUCACUCUGUGGUUUGUGCAGAUGUCUAUCCAAGGGUUCACUGAAAGUGCUCUCAGCAAAGCUGGGAAUGGUCGGGCCCGUGGCAAACUUUCCUAAAUCUCCGAAUAUCUGCCACUCUCUUCUAUUGACUGCUAUUGAGAAGACUUAUUCCACUCAAUGAAAUCUCCAAGCUAACACUGUGAUUCUCUACAGACCUGACAUAGCAUCAAGGGAACAAAAUAACUGCUUUUUUUUUUUUAAUGUUGUGUUUUAAGUAACAAGGAUAUGACCUUUCUGGGUUUUUGCUGUCAGUGUGUUUGAAGACUUCUCAUGUUGGUUAAUGUUUGCUUGGAAUGUGAGUACAUUCAUCGGUUGUGAAUUUACUGUACAUGGAUUUUGUAUCUGAGACCCACUCAAAUUAUAUGUAUGACCGAUAUACAAUAAACAUAUUUGCUUAA